AUGUUCGCAUUCUACAUGACCCCUACCUUUGAUUUUCCCGUCCGCAUUCGAUGUCGCGAAACGGGAGAUGUGCUGCAGGCGUGGAAGGACAGCCCACAAGGGUACCUCAAUCUUCCAUCGACGGACAAAACCCGCCACUUAGUCUUUGAAUUCGACAACUCCCAGUCGCUGCUGACGCUUGGUAGUGUGAGCUUCGAGAUCCGCGUCAUCCCCGACCCGGCCCGGGGCGUUCGGGAGGAGGAGAUCGACCCGAUCGAAAAGAAGGUGCAGACACUCUUCGAAACGAUGCAGACCCUGCGCAAACUACAGGAGUUGAUUCGCUACGACCAGAAGGAGCACCGCACCCUUGUCGAGCACGCGAAUGUGCGAGUGCACUGGUGUUCCAUCAUGCAGGUCGUGAGCUUCGUUGCUGCAGCGGGUGGCCAGUUGUGGCUGUUGCGGCGUUUCGUGGAGAAGCGUCGCACCCUCUGA
Messenger RNA from Leishmania major strain Friedlin, 471 nucleotides. RefSeq lists its product as hypothetical. NCBI's taxonomy places the organism in Eukaryota, Euglenozoa, Kinetoplastea, Trypanosomatida, Trypanosomatidae. Bases 1 to 471 code for a protein of 156 amino acids. Gene Ontology annotation, biological process: Golgi organization; endoplasmic reticulum to Golgi vesicle-mediated transport; intracellular protein transport. The transcript has a single exon. The record is from RefSeq and is a predicted model, not a curated record. Gene Ontology annotation, cellular component: COPII-coated ER to Golgi transport vesicle; endoplasmic reticulum; endoplasmic reticulum-Golgi intermediate compartment.